AUGGCCUGGCGCGCCGGCCUGGCGGCUUUGGCCGGCUCCACUUCUGGGUGGCUGUCGAGGCGAAGACAGCCGCAGCAUGAAUCUCGCGGCGCGACGAACGUGAUGGUGUGCAGCACUGGCUCCUGGACCAGCAACUUGCUCUUCGUUCCACCUUCCGGCUUCUGGGCCGAUGAUGAUUGGUAUGACUUGCAGAUGGCACGGCGCCUGCCGCUUUGCCAAGACUGCUUGCGUGAGUUUGUGUAUGCCCUGCCGCCUCUCUCUGGCAAGCGUGUGGUGGACGUCGGGGCCGGAACUGGACGCUCUGCAGCAGCAGUCGCUGCUGCGUAUCCGCGCGCCCACCUUACGCUGAUCGAUCCCGACGAGGGCCGCCUCCGAACAGCUUUGGUCAAGCUGAAGCGUAGCUGGGAGUCUUCCACGGCGCCCCUCCAGGAGGCACCGGAGCCAACCUUGAUUGCGGCGGCGCUGGGCAGCCAGCAGACGCCGCUGCCGGGGUGUGGAGGUGGAUACGACUGUGUGCUGGCCCUGCAAGCGGUGCGGCACAUCGUCGCGCCGCCGGCCCACUACGCCCGGAAGCACGGGCUUGCUGUGACAGGGCCGGCGCAGAUCCGCGAAGGCUAUGCCAAGCUGUUCAAGGGGCUGCUCUUGAGUUUGGUGCCCGGCGGCCAUGUCUUUCUUGGCGACCACGUCGUGCACGGACACCCCGGAGUCUACGAGCACUGCAGGCUCCUGGAAGAAGCUGGAUUCGUCGACAUUGACAUAGCAUGGAGGCAGAAUGACUGGUUCGUCAUUGGCGCUCGGCGUCCAGUGAGCCCAGUGCAGGGCUGA
Messenger RNA from Symbiodinium natans, 825 nucleotides. Lineage: Eukaryota; Dinophyceae; Suessiales; Symbiodiniaceae. The record is from the annotation of a GenBank genome assembly.